Messenger RNA from Ixodes scapularis (black-legged tick), 2921 nucleotides. RefSeq lists its product as uncharacterized. The transcript is spliced from 5 exons. Gene Ontology annotation, molecular function: zinc ion binding; nucleic acid binding. The coding region runs from base 1 to 2520 and encodes 839 amino acids. Lineage: Eukaryota; Metazoa; Arthropoda; Arachnida; Ixodida; Ixodidae. The record is from RefSeq and is a predicted model, not a curated record.
AUGGCUGUUCCAAAUGGGGUUGCGAAAAGUGUGUUCUGUUUUGCUGAGCUCGUCGCCUUCCGGGUCCUCGAUCCUGUCUCCUACCCGGCACAAGGUAGUGUCGCCGGGCUGGGAGCGUUCGUCGGAACCCUCAAUCACGACAACUGGUUGGCAGCGGUGGGAUACGACUACGUGGGACUCGACUUCAUGGAAUUCGACUACACCGGGUCGACUUCGCCGGACCAUGACUCUCGGUGUGGGUUUGUACCGAAUUGGGAAUCGAUUUGGUACAAAAUUUGGUACGAGUUGGGCGAGGACAUCGGGUUGUUUCUCGUAAAUUUCGAAAGAACGUGCGAGAAAGUGCACUUCCUCCGCGAGACAUGGCCCCAUAAGCUACUGACGCUACUCCCUUGCGAAGCGGCGGACGUAAUAGCGCGCUUAACAAGAGAGGACGCCGACAAUUACGACCAAGUAAAGGCCGCACUUCUCAAGAAGUAUCGCUUGUCCACGGAAGCAUUUCGCCAACGCUUCCGUCAAGCAUCUAGGAAGCCAUCUCAAUCGUGGCCAGAGUUCGCAUAUAACUUAAAGGCAGAUUUGAUAGAGUGGCUAAAGAGUGCCGGGGCACACGGAGACCACGAUAAGGUGGUCGAGUGUGUUGCAGCGGAGCAGUUCUUCCGGGAGCUCCCUGAAGCCGUGAUGUUCUGGGUUCAGGACAGGCUCAGCGAGCCUAAUCUCAUGAAGGCCGCGGAGCUCGCGGAGGAACACGCGAUGAGAAGAGGCCUGCAAGGUGAUAGCUCAGGCAAGGCGCAGAGGGACAAAGAGGGUAAGAAAGCUUUCUGGUCGAAAAAGAACGAUGUGAGAAAGCAGUUCCCAAGACGGUUCGCUAGCGAGGGGUCUUUCCGGAAACCUAAAGAAAAGGAAGUCGAGGCAGCGAACAGGAAAUUUGGCUACCAGCCGAAACCAAACAGCGAAGGCAGCAAGGUCUUCGAAAAAAGGAGACCAUCUAUUUGUUUUAAUUGCAAAGAGCCGGGCCACUUUGCGGCCAGCUGCACAAAGAAAGUGGCUUUCCACUAUGUCCGUGACAGCGAAGACAACGAGAGGUUGUUAGAGCCCUACACGCGACAAAUGCUAGUAAAUGGCAAAGAAUGCCGUGUGUUGCGAGACUCAGCCGCGACGAUGGACGUCGUACACCCUACGUACGUGCGACCAGAGGAGUACACUGGAGACUGCGCUUGGAUUCGACAGGCCAUUUGCAAAAAAGUGUGCUCGAGCGAGAAAAAGGGACCCAAGAACGCGAAUGCAGUGGACUGCUCGGAGGACGAUUCAGAACUGGACGUCUAUCACUGCCUUAACACGGUGCGUUCGGGUUAUGAAGUGAAAGUCAAUGUUGAAGGGGCGGACGUUUUCAUGCAAAUUGAUACAGGAGCGGCUGUAACAAUUGUUCCUGAAAGUGUUGCGAAAACCGUGUUCCCUCAUGUCAAGUGUGAGCCAUCUCGGGUAAACCUAAAAACGUACACGGGUGAACGAAUCCCGGUAAAGGGGCAAUGUGACGUUUCCGUCACAUACGAAAACCAGACUUUGAAACUGCCCGUUAUCGUCGUCGAUAACCAAGGCAAGAAAUUGCCGUUGCUCAUGGGGCGGAACUGGCUUGAGAGGCUCAGACUUGAUUGGAAAAGCGUCAUGUCACUGGAGCAUGUAACUGAUUCACACCGAAUAGAAGCGCUGCGUAACAAGUUCCCGACAGUAUUUUCUAAUCAGUCUAGUGUCACGAACAACUAUCAAGCGAAGAUGGUUCUAAAACAAGAUUGUACGCCGGUUUUUUGCAAGGCGAGACCGGUGCCUUACGCGUUACGCGAUAAGGUUGGAGAAGAGCUGGACAGGCUAGAGAAGAGCGGGGUUUUACGCCGCGUAAGUCACAGUGAGUGGGCGACUCCGGUAGUUGUAAUUCACAAGAAAGAUGGAUCACUCAGGUUGUGCGGGGAUUACAAAGUAACGAUCAACCCUGUACUAAAAACCGACCAUUACCCACUGCCGCGACCUGAAGAUCUGUACACUGCCAUCGCAGGUGGCAAAGUGUUUUGCGUGCUGGAUCUUUCUGCUGCGUAUCAGCAGGUACCGCUGGCUGCCGAGUCCAAACCACUUUUGACUAUAAACACGCACAUGGGGUUGUUUCAGUUCCAACGCCUACCGUUUGGUGUGGCCAGUGCGCCAGCCAUUUUUCAGUCCUUCAUGGACGAGGUGCUUAAAGGCAUACCUCAUGUGGGAUGCUACAUUGAUGACGUCAUCGUGUCUGGAAAGGACACCCAGGACUGUCAAAAGACGCUGGAAUGCGUCUUGCGUCGACUUCGUGACUACAAUGUCACUUUGAAAACGGACAAGUGCCGUUUUUUUCCAAAGCUCGGUGACCUACCUGGGUCACACGGUGAGUGCCGAUGGCAUUUACCCGACAGAAGCAAUGACAAAGGCUAUCACAGAAGCGCCCGAGCCCACCUGCGUAACGGAACUGAAGGCGUAUUUGGGGAUGCUAAACUUUUACGCUAAGUUUCUCAAGAAUGUUUCGUGCGUAGCUGAACCGCUUUAUCGGUUGUUGAAAAAAGGUGAAAAGCGGUCGUGGACUCGGAAGUGCAGCGAGGCCUUUGCUGCUACGAAGCAGUUGCUCGUAAACAGCCAGGUUCUUACGUUCUACGACGUAGACAAGCCAAUUGCAUUGCUGUGUGAUGCUUCAUCGUACAGGAUUGGGGCUGUCAUUUUUCAUGUAACACCAGAAGGGGAAGAGCGCCCAGUGGCGUUCGCGUCGCGAACGCUCACGUCAGCGGAAAAGAACUAUGCGCAGUGCGAGCGAGAAGCGCUAGCUCUGAUGUUUGGUCUGAAAAAGUUCCAUCGCUACCUGUAUGGUAGGGAGUUCACUCUCUAUACAGACCAUCAGCCACUGCUUGGGAUAC